UGAUAUGCAAUACUAAAAUAUAUUUAUAUUUGACAAUCAAUCACAUCAAGUAACCUUUUCCUGUUUCUGACCAUGUUAAUUCAGGAGAGUCAUGGUUCUGUGCGCUGCAGAGGUUCGGAAGGUGACAGGUCUGAAUGGCAGGUUCUCUCCAGGAGCAGAUGUCUCAGACCUCUGGGCAGGCUGGCACUCUUCUCUACUUGCUUUCACUUCCUUCCCUCCCCCCACCCCAAAUGAGAGAGAUGUCUGGCCCAUACCAAGGGCGGCUGCCAGAAUGCAAAGGUCUCACACAAAGCCCCCAAUUGUGUUCCCCAUGAAUGUGUUAGCUGUCUCACAAGGAAGGACAGUGAAAGCAUCACCGUGCCCAGGACAGCAUCUUUCUGCAGCCUCUGUUCCCUCCCACCAUUUAGAGCAUCUAACGUUUCACCACCACGUGGCUCCUUCUCCAAGUCAAGGUGCCAGGGUGGGCAGUAAAAUGGGGCAUGUUCUCGGGUUUCAAACCGGAUUCCGAGGGAUUUGAUAAUGCACAAGCUCUAUACUGUCAGAAGGCAGAGUCAAGAGGAGCAAAGAGGGCAUCGAGAAUGGAGGAACAGACUGUGGCCCACACCACCCCCUGUCCAGAGAGAGCCGUGCCGGCAGAAUCCAAAAGCCCUUCCAGGACAUUUUGGCUUGUUCUUUCUGUCAUUUUAAUCUGUGGAAUUAUCUGCAUUGCUGUGGCAGCAACUCUCAGCUUCGCAAAAACAUCUCCCAAGCCUCUUUUGCAGGUUGUCCGGUUAAACUUCCAGAACCGACCAGGGUCCCGGAUGAACCAGUCGGCUUUCAUGAACAAGUCCAAGAACACAGUUACUUAUUGCAUAACUUCCCCAAGUAACCAAACAACGUCAGUCUUGUUUGACAACAAGAAUGGCUACGUCUGCUACAAGCCCUCAGAGCAGAACAAUUGCUACCUGAGGAUGAUGGAUGACCAAGACCGAGACACUGUCCAGAUGUCCUUCAACUUGUCAGAACACAGGGUGGAUCAGCUGCCGCUUCCCAACGACAGGACCCAGUACUACCGUGAGUUCCUGGGGAUCGUGCCAGGGAGGCAGGUGCGACCAGAAGAGGCAGGGGAGGCUGUCAGGUCCCUGUGUGGGCAGGCGCCCAUCUACUGGGUCAAGAAGAAAGACGGUCCUCCAAAGCAGCGGCUCAUCUACCUGUGCAUUGACAUCUGCUUUCCGAACAACAUCUGCGUCUCCAUCUGCUUCUACUACCUUCCCGAAUGAAUGGCCUGGACCACCCUCUGCACCUCUGCUCUUCUCUACUUGAACACAAGGGCGAGGCUCCGCUGUCUCCGCCAAGCCCACGUUGCAAUUCAGGGCUCUGGAUUGGGCAAGGAGGGCUACAGGAACCUUCCCCAACCUGGUGCUCUCUGGGUGCUUUGGACUACAAUUUCCACCAGCACAGCUGUGCUUCCCAGGUCUGAUGGGCUUGUAGUCCAACAGCAACUGAAGGGCACCAAGUUGAAGAAGCUUGAACUACAGCGACACACAGUCAAGGUGGCAGUAUAUACAUAUAUGUGUGUGUGUAUAUACUGUAUGUAUAUGUAUGCUCCUGCUUUAUUUACAAAGAAUGUUGCCCUUUCAGCUAUAAGCCUGUAAAUAAUUGUCUGUGGGGAGAAGAAACUGCAUGGUGUAGAUCCAGUUUAAAAUCUGAGUCAAACAAACAUUUUGUAAAACAAAGUAUUUUUUAAGAAAAACAACAAACCACCCAUUUUAAGGAGCUACCCUGGUGUGUGUGCAUGUGUGAAAAUAAUUAAAAGCACAAAAAAUGAGGAAAUGAGCAGCUUGAGAUGUGUGUUAAUAGCAGCAAGGGGGAGAGAGA
Messenger RNA from Lacerta agilis (Sand lizard), 1857 nucleotides. It is a transcript of the gene BRICD5, whose product is annotated as BRICHOS domain containing 5. The transcript is spliced from 6 exons. Gene Ontology annotation, biological process: regulation of cell population proliferation. Bases 480 to 1259 code for a protein of 259 amino acids. Lineage: Eukaryota; Metazoa; Chordata; Lepidosauria; Squamata; Lacertidae. The record is from RefSeq and is a predicted model, not a curated record.